Tarenaya hassleriana is the source of this 3478-nucleotide messenger RNA. RefSeq names its product putative U-box domain-containing protein 42. NCBI's taxonomy places the organism in Eukaryota, Viridiplantae, Streptophyta, Magnoliopsida, Brassicales, Cleomaceae. The transcript has 6 exons. The record is from RefSeq and is a predicted model, not a curated record. Gene Ontology annotation, biological process: protein ubiquitination. The coding region runs from base 359 to 3454 and encodes 1031 amino acids. Gene Ontology annotation, molecular function: protein binding; ubiquitin-protein transferase activity.
GGAACACAAUUAGCAAGAACAAAAGGAAACAUUUAAACUAGACUUAACAUUGGAGAUGGGGCCAAAUGACUCGAUCUUAAGGAUCUUCUCAGUUGUACAUUCAUGACAUUAGUGGAAGACUCACCAAAGAACUUCGCGUUGAACAAGUAAGUGCUUCUUCUGUGAUAAUGGACUCCUUCAACUCUUCCAUGGUACCUUGAGACAUGAAUGAUGUCAACAUCUGUGUCUCCAAAGUCUUCUCUUUUAUCGGAAUAAAAAAGAAACCUUUGAUGGAUUCCAUGGGGACUAAUGUUUCUCCAGCAUCUCUCAGGAACAGAGGAGCUUCAAAAGAGAGUGGUAUAAAAGCGGUUUCAAUGGGAUGUCGAUUGGUGAAGACACAGCCAGAACUGCAAGAUUAAUUGAAUCCUUGUUGGAAUCCAUUUCUGAGAAAAUCAUAUUUUUGGCGAGCAAAAAAUCAGAAAAGAAGGGUUUUCUUGAAUGUGCAUGCUACUUUUAUCGAGUUUCAGUUGUGUUAAUGGAGAUACAGACAGCCGAGACUGAGAGCGUCCUAAUAAGUUCAACUGAUAUUCUUGAAUCUCUGUCAGAUAGUAUAGAUGAGGCCAAGAAUAUCAUUGAAAAAUACCAAGAAAGUAAUGGAGAAGAAUCAGCCACUAACCUGAGCAGCAGCAUUGAGGAAGAACUUGAAGGCAUUGUGAAACAGAUUGGUGAAAACUUGCAAUCCAUACCAGAAUCAACAUUCGAUGAUCAAGAAUAUGCAGGACGUGUUGUCCAAUCUCUUUCAAAAGAGAUGUUGAAUGCUAAAUUCGGGGAUAGCAAAAGCGACAUCCCGGAAAUUGUGCAGCACACAAAGCAGACACCUUCAGGUAGCAAAACACUAGAAACAAUGUCAGAGCAAAUAGAGACAGAUCUCUAUCCCACUGAUCCAGAGGUUUCCUAUGGAAGUUGUUUGAUCUCAAGUGAAUCAAAAGUGACUGAGAUAGAAAGCAGCCCAAGCCAGAGUACAUAUAAUAGCAGCCAAAGAAAUUAUGGGAGGCUAACCGAAUCCUUAUCAAUGUUACCACAGGUGACACAGUUCAUCGAGCCCCCGUACCAAGCGUUCAUCUGUCCAUUGACUAAGGAAAUAAUGGAAGAUCCAGUCACCAUAGAAACAGGAAUCACCUGUGAAAGAAAGGCAGUAACAGAGUGGUUUGAAAGAUUUAUAAACCCUGAUGAAAUUUACUGCCCAGUUACAGGGCAAAAGUUGAAACCCGGAGUAAGUUCCAACAUUGCCCUGAAAACCAUCAUUGAGGAAUGGAUAAGUGAUAAAGUCGAAGUGGUGGAAGCUGCAUUAUCUGCAAUAUGCACACUACUAGAUGACAAAGUAGAUGUAGAGAAAAGUUUGAGCACGCUCAGUGAAAUGAAUGGAGAUGGCUGGAAAGAGUACAACAAGGUAAAAGUAUGUGAAGCUGGCAUACUCCAGUUGCUUGACAAAUUCCUGGUGUACAGAGACAAGGAUGUGAGGUAUGAAGUUCUGGAGCUGUUACACAAAAUGGCAGAAGACAGCAAUGCUGGAAAGGAAAUGAUUGCGAGGACAAUAAACAUUUCAUGUAUCAUCAAACUUUUACCCAGCAGUCACCAACAAUUACGGCAUGCAGCACUGCUCGUAUUGCUCGAGCUCUCCACAUCUCAGCAUGCAUGUGAAAGGAUCGGGACAGCUACUGGUGGGAUAUUGAUGCUAAUCACCUCAAAGUAUAACAGAGAUAUCAAUGCCUUUGCCUCAGAAACAGCCGAACAAAUCUUAAAACAACUGGAAAAAUUCCCUGAUAACAUCAAGCGGAUGGCAGAAAAUGGGCUACUGGAACCUCUUCUAAACCAUCUCGCAGAAGGAACUGAAGAUGUGCAGGUGGCAAUGGCAACAUACCUCGUGGAAAUUGUCAUUGGACAUGACAAGAAAACAUAUGUAGCUGAGAAGGCUUCUCCUGCUCUCAUAAGGCUUGUGCAGAGUGAAAACACUGAGGCCAGACGGGUGGCAUUUAAAGCUCUUGCUCAAAUUUCACUGUAUCAUCCAAACAGCCAAAUACUUGUUGAAUCUGGAAUUGUCAAAAUCAUGGUCGAAGAGAUGUUCACCAAGCGGAUGUUCAGCGAUCUGAUGAACUCCCGGAAUGAAGCUGCUACAGUACUUGCAAACAUACUGGAAUCUGGGUUGGCACAUGAAGGCUUCCAGGUGAACACACAUGGCCAUACUCUGGCUUCUGAUUACUUUGUCUACAAUAUCAUCCACAUGCUCAAGAACUCAAGCCCAGAUGAGCUAAACAUUGAUUUGAUCAGAAUUCUCCUAUCCUUGUCAAAAUCAUCCAACACAAUGGCAACUAUUGUCUCAGUGAUCAAAGAAACUGAUGCAAGCUUUGCCCUGAUCGAACUCAUCAACAAUCCUCACGAAGAUUUAGGCGUUGAAGCAAUCAAACUUCUCAUAGCACUAUCACCCUACAUUGGUCACACGCUAUCAGAAAGAUUAUGUAAGACAAGAGGUCUACCUGAGAAUCUUAUCCAAUGCCCAACAGAAGCAAGUCAUAUUUUAGAGAGGCAUGCUGUUUCAGCCAAAUUCCUCGCCAAACUGCCUCAACAAAACCUGACUCUUAAUCUAGCUCUGGUAAGCGACAGUGUCGUGUCUAAAAUUCUUAAUGCAAUCCACCUGAUCCAAAGAAGUGGAACAAGAACAAGCAGGUAUGCCACUGAUUAUCUGGAAGGUCUUGUAGGCAUUUUAGCAAGAUUCACUGCCACCCUGUAUGAACCCCAAAUGUUGUACCUGGCCAUAAACCACAAUUUGACAUCAGUAUUCGCUGAACUGCUGAUGAAAACAUCGAGCGAUGAAGUUCAAAGGUUAUCAGCAACUGGACUAGAAAAUCUAUCAUCAGCAACACCGACUUUAUCAAGACCUCCACAAACUAGGAGCACAAAAUUCAUGGCAACACUUAGCAUGCCAAGGUCUUUGUCCAUCGGGUCAUCAAGAAAGAAGCAAAUACAGAUUUGCCCGAUCCAUAGGGGGGUAUGUUCUUCAAAGAGCACAUUUUGCUUGGUAGAAGCAAACACAGUCACAAAGCUUGUGGCAUGUUUGCAGAGUGAUAAAGUCGAAGUGGUGGAAGCUGCAUUAUCUGCAAUAUGCACACUACUAGAUGACAAAGUAGAUGUAGAGAAAAGUUUGAGCACGCUCAGUGAAAUGAAUGUAGUACAGCAUGUCCUGGAUGCAGUCAAAGAACACAAGAAAGAGACUCUAUUACAGAAAGCAUUUUGGAUGAUUGACAAGUUCCUGACCAGAGGAGGAGAUAAAUACGCCUUAGGCAUAUCGCAAGACAGGAUGCUCACAGGGAUGUUGGUUGGCGCCUUCCACCGCGAAGAUGGUAACACAAGGGAGAUGGCUGAAAACAUUUUGAGGCGCUUGGACAAGAUGCCGAGUUUCUCAACCUAUAUCGUAUAAAAUCCUAAAUUUGAAAGCCUGUAA